Solanum dulcamara is the source of this 1304-nucleotide messenger RNA. Its product is annotated as F-box protein CPR1-like. The transcript is spliced from 2 exons. The annotation marks the transcript as partial. NCBI's taxonomy places the organism in Eukaryota, Viridiplantae, Streptophyta, Magnoliopsida, Solanales, Solanaceae. The record is from RefSeq and is a predicted model, not a curated record.
AAUCCUCUCUUGACAUUUAGGUGUGUUUCUAAAUCUUGGCUUUCUUUAAUUUCUAGUGGUGAAUUUAUCAAGAUCCAUCUCAAUUUAUCAGCUAAUAACGAAAACACCCAACAUAUGCUUUUUUCGGAGGAACUCAAUUUCGGAGACAAAUGGAUUUUUAAAGAUUUUCCUCUUACAUCUUUAUUUAAUGACUCUGUUACCCACGCUCUUGAUUUGGAUUAUCCCAUUGAAAACGACACUCAAUGCCUCUAUGUUUUGGGUUCUUGCAAUGGAUUGCUUUUUCUUUCUGAUGAGGAAAAUGAUUUUUCCCUUUUAUGGAAUCCAACUAUUAGAAAGCACAAAAAAUUGCCUUUUUUUACACCUAGAUUUAAAGCAUACCAUUUCAAAUAUGGUUUUGGGUUUGAUGAGCUCCAUGAUGAUUAUAAAGUACUGGGUAUUUUUAAUUGUGGAUUCGAACUACCAAAUAAGCCACUUCUCCUUGAAUGCUCAUUUGAGCUACUGAUACCGGAACCGGUCUCUCUCUGGAUUAAUUGCAUUGAUGGCGAUUCAGACGACGUUGAGGUCAAAGUCUAUAGUCUAAAGAGCGAUUCUUGGAAUAGCAUUGAUAAUUAUGGGGAUACAUUAAGUUGUGGUUCAGGAUCGUUUGUGGAUGGGAUGUUACAUUGGCAUACGGGUAGGAACAUCAUUUCUUUUGAUUUAGCUAAUGAGAAAUGGGAUAAGAUGGAGAAGCCUUCUUAUGAAGUAGGAGAGACUAAAUUGUAUCUCGGAAAGUUGGGAAGUGAUCUUUGUAUCUUUUGUGAUUACAACAGAACUCAUUUACGUGUUUGGGUUAUGAAGGAGUAUGGGGUUAAAGAAUCUUGGAUAAAGAUGUUUAACAUCAAGUAUCCAAAUGAUCAAAGUCAUUUGCAUCCACUCCUUUUCAUGUCAAAUAAAGGUGAAAUGUUGUUCUUGAUUCAAUCAAGAUUCAUGAUAUACAAUUCAAAAGAUGAGUUAUUCAGAUAUCUCCGUCUUACUAACCAUGAAGGCAAUCAUGGUGUGGAAAUCUACAUUGAAAGCCUAGUUUUUCCUUUUUCUCAACUGAUGGGACAGAGAAUCUAGCAAAAGAAAGGUGGAAAAACCUUAGAUCAAAACAAUCGAGUAACAAAUAAAUUGUAAGAGUACUUCCUUCUCAAGCGCUUUCAAAUUUUGUUUAUUAUUUCAAAUAUACAACACGACGUGAAUUGUGAUGUAUUGGUGAAUGUUAUUACAUAUGUACUAAUGAACUUUCAGAAGUGAAAGUUAUAAUUGAAACGACACCCCCUAUU